AUGAAGUGGUUCAUGCUGUCACAGGAAUGGAGACGAAAAGUCAAGCAAAUCUCGCCUCAGACAGCAGAUCAAGAGUCGCUGGAAGAAGGCGUGAUAACGCCUCAACUCAACAACAAUAAUCACUGCGAGCCUUCCGGAGCCACAGAAACGACAGCCAAGCAGGUAUUUCGGAAACCGGAUGACAUUGCAGCGGCGCGUGAAACGGAAAUCCACUUGCCGCGGCGGAAGUGGGCGGCCGGAGGCGUGGAAACCCGUGAACCGGCUGCUUCGCGAUGGCGUCUCUGGCCUACCUGGUUGCCAGGUGCCAUACAGGCGCGCCAUUUGCCAUCUAACCUCUCGUUGACACGCAUUUUGCGACGGCUGGAGUCCACCUCGCUGGUGGAGCCGUCUCUCUCGCCGCAACACUUGUCCCCGAAGCAGCAUCCUCGCCAGGAAACCGUGUCUGUAGAGGCGUCAGAGUUAGACGAGUCGGCAACCAUCGUUUCUGCUGCGAACGCCUCACGGAGACAUUGGCGAUGGCGUUGGCGCCCUCGGAAGAAGCGGCCAAGCUUUUUGGAGCUUUGCGCUCAAUUGGCUGAAUUGGACCAGACCGAGGGCGAUGGUUGUGCAAAUAGUAGAUGGAGAAAAUCGCUGCUUUGGGCAAAGAUAAGUCAGUUUCGACGAGGCAUUCCAGACCUUGCCACCUCGCCCAGUUCGGCAGAACCGCAUUCUCCUCAUUCUCAACCUGUAGUCUUACCCUUUCAACGCGUGAAUAGCAUUUUUCGGAGGACACAAAGGAGUGGUAAUGAGACACAGAAUAAUGUCUCUUCUGCAGAUGAAGAGGCGAGAACUGGAGACGUGUGGAGAAGAAAAUUUACGGAAACAGAGCUGCAUUCAAAGAGUGAAGGAGCAAGCGAGGCCAGUUCAGAUGAAGAAAUGAGGAAAGCAGUUUCUGAGGUUAUUCUGUUUCGUGAAAUGCCAGCCGAGCAACGCAAACCUGAUGGAGAGAUGAGUAGAAAAGAGACAAAGCCCAUAGCAACAGCAAGAUUGCUACAGUCGGAUGGAGUAGCCUAUCUUGACAAGGCCCUGGAGCAAUGUGAUAAAAUGCUAAAACAUUCCGUCGCACUCGACCGAAAUGGGCUUUCUGAAAAGCUUAGAUUAAAUCAGAUUAAGUCAGGCUUUGGGCGUCCGUCUAAAGCGGAAUUGGUCAAUUUCGCGUCUUCCCUUGCCCCAAAAUCUUUAGAAACAUGUAGGACCCAAGAAGUUGCAUCCCUCCAUACAAUUCACACAAAAGUACGCAGUAGGCACUCCGACUUCGACACAAAUAUGACUUUUUCCGAUUGUUUACAAGGUUUUAGAGAAGCGAGUUGUGAGGCUAAAAAGUACGAUCAGUCUCAAGAAUCUGAGACGGUACUUACGUUUGCGAAACCCGACACCACUCCGACGGAAGACCAUGUUGCCGUUGACUCGGGAGGUGAAUUGCCCACUUCGAGGGAGUUGCUGUCGAUGGAUGGGCGAAUACAUGAAUUUAGUUCAAACCACAUGGAUCUGGAAAAAAAUGAUCCAGCUCAGGCUUUUGCCAAAUUCGAAAGAGCCAAGUCAACUCGCAAGCUUCACGGUGAUAUGUUGGAUUACGGACGAUACAGCAUCUGGUCACACGGAAAGAUAAAACAUGUAAAACCGGCAUCAAAGGUGUCUGGAACACAAAUGGAUGACAUUUAUCUCACGAAUGCCAAGUAUGAAGAGAUACUAGACCGACUUACUCAGCCUCACGGUGAUCCGGCAUUUAAGCAGUUGCCGGCCAGCGGGGUAUCGAGGCUCAGGCAACGGCACCACGACAAUAAAGGGGACGGGUCGAGACUGAAUUUACCUGGAGGCAAAGUAAUCUCAACAAGACCCUACAGGACUCGAAAGAGGCUUUUGUCUAUGUUGAACCAGAACGCAAGUAACAGCAAACUAUGGAGACCGUUGGAGUUGGAAGAAACAGGUGUGUCAGUUGUUAAUGCUAUAUCUCAGCCUCCCUAUACGCAUACUCCGAUCAGGCAUAGAAAACCUCAAGUCCCACACCAUAGACGACGCAACGAAAGUGACUUUGUUUGA
Molecule: messenger RNA, 2079 nt
Organism: Protopolystoma xenopodis
Lineage: Eukaryota; Metazoa; Platyhelminthes; Monogenea; Polystomatidea; Polystomatidae
Source: the annotation of a GenBank genome assembly